UAAAUCCUUUGUCAUCAUAGGAUUAGGAUAUCUAGGCAUGCGCAAAGAGAUGUUUUUGCUUCCAGCUGUUUCCCUUCUCCCUCGUCAAAAGUCAAGGAAAAAUCGAAUCGAAGUGAAAACGAAAAUAGUGCUCAAGUGGUAGUGCAAUAGAAACUUCAGCUAAAGUCGUCAAUUAAUCUCUACAUCGAAUCAAAGAUCAUUGUACUUUCUGUAUUGAGGAAAUCAAAAUCUAGUGAAGAAUUAAUGGCGUCGUAGACAGAACCCUGACAAAAACAUUUCGAAAUACUGUUAUAUUUUUACACAAUGGCGAACACGAAACCAACUAGUAGUGCUUUAAGAGCCUUAGCUGUGGAAUAUAAAAGUUUGCUAGAAGAGCCAGUUGAAGGUUUUCGUGUCAAAUUGGUUAAUGAUGACAACCUCUUUGAAUGGGAAGUGGCUAUAUUUGGACCCCCUGAUACUCUGUACAUGGGGGGUUGUUUCAAGGCAAGGAUGAAAUUUCCCCCUGAUUAUCCCUAUUCACCACCUUCCAUCAGAUUUUUAACUAAAGUUUGGCAUCCUAAUGUGUAUGAGAAUGGUGACUUAUGCAUCAGUAUAUUGCAUCCACCAAUUGAUGAUCCUCAAUCUGGCGAAUUGCCUUGUGAACGUUGGAAUCCUACACAAAAUGUGAGAACAAUCUUGCUCAGUGUAAUUUCUCUGCUCAACGAGCCGAAUACCUUCAGUCCUGCCAAUGUGGAUGCUUCAGUCAUGUAUAGGAGAUGGAGAGAAUCAAAAGGAAAAGAUCAAGAGUAUGAAAAUAUCAUCAGAAAACAAGCAAUGGCAGCAAGGGCAGAAGCUGAAAGAGAUGGCAUACAAGUGCCUCUUACUCUUGAAGAUUAUUGUAUCAAAACCCAGGUAAAACCGAAUCCUUCAUCAUCAGAUUCCCAAGCUGAGAUGGCAGAUUUCUAUGAUGACGAUUACGAUGAGGACUAUGACGAUCCCUCUUAUGGAUCAGAUUAUGCUGAAGACGACAACGACAGUGGUAAUGGUGAAUCAUGAUCACCAUCUCGGUGAUCGAAUAAACGAGAGUGUUUCAGUGAAAGUUGAAUAGAAUUGUUUUAGAAGAUACAUUUACAUUGCAUAUUAUACAGGGUGUGGCUGCUGGAAUGGAUAUAAAAGGUAUUUUAGUACCUAUUUGAACUGUUGUCCUCAUUUUAUUGAAAAGUCAUAAUGGAAUUGUAAAUAUUUAAUCAAUUGAUGUUUUCACUUAUAUAUUGUGAUAUCUGAGAGCACUCUUUUCUCAAAAUUAAUUCUGCAAUUUCAUGUAGAAAUUUAUAUUGAAAUUUGUUUUGUUUACUUUAAUAUCCUAUUUUAAUAUAUUAUUAUCUAGUAUCGUAAUUGGUUGAAGUAUUAUUUAAAUUUGUUAAUUUCAAAAUAUCGAAUUUUUCAAUAGAUAUUUUUAUAAUUGUUUAUGGGGCUCCAUAUAUAUUUAUACACAUAUAUAUAUAUUUAUUUUUUAAUAUUGAAUAUUGAUUUUCAGUUACAUCCUGUAUAAGGUGCUUGUUUUAUUUUCAAUUCAUUCAUUUGAUGUAAGCUGUGAUGGAAUAUUCAGAAUUAGAAGUCCAGAGUGGAAUUUAGUGAAACUACACUAAUUGAUUAUUUUUCAACAAUGGCAACUAUUUCUUUUUUGUUAAGUUCAUAAUAUUCAGCAUCUAGAAAUAACGAAACUGAAACGAAUAUAUAUAUAAUUCAGUUUUAUUCUUUCCUUUUGUUGAAUUGUGAGAAGUUGUCGUUUUUCUGGGUAUUCUGUAGAUUGAAAAUAGGGAUAGCCGGGACCCUGACAUAAUUGUUCACAUGACACUGUACAUUUUUAGCGUAAGUCAUAUCUCAAGUGGGCAAGUUUUGAAUAUUCAGGAUUAAUUGAUGGACAUCAAAUUAUUUGAUUCAUUUUAAUUAGUGUUAUGAAACGUAAAUUUAAAUAUUGGUCUCUGUGGUCCAUUUCACAGUGCAGUGAAAUUAGAAGAAAUUUGCUUUUGGAAAAACAGAAAGGAAUCUUUGGUGUUCGUUAUGAUUAUUUCCUUCAUAUGGACUGAUAUUCAAGAUGCAGUUCAAAUAUAUUCAAUUGGACUGGUAUCCUGGUUUGAAGAUAUCUUUUCUGCCAUUUUUCUGUAGUGAAUAUUUGUUAUAUUUAACGAUUGAAAGUCAAUGAAAAUUAUAUGUAAUAUGAGUGAUUAUAUUUCCAAAGGUCAUCUGUAAAAAGAACCAUAUGUUUUUCAAAUAAAGUAGAGAAAAAAAUAUGUGUUUAGUACUAAAGAAA
Harmonia axyridis is the source of this 2293-nucleotide messenger RNA. Its product is annotated as ubiquitin-conjugating enzyme E2 R2. Lineage: Eukaryota; Metazoa; Arthropoda; Insecta; Coleoptera; Coccinellidae. The transcript is spliced from 5 exons. The record is from RefSeq and is a predicted model, not a curated record. Gene Ontology annotation, molecular function: ubiquitin conjugating enzyme activity. The coding region runs from base 304 to 1035 and encodes 243 amino acids. Gene Ontology annotation, biological process: ubiquitin-dependent protein catabolic process; protein polyubiquitination.